Tetranychus urticae (two-spotted spider mite) is the source of this 2214-nucleotide messenger RNA. Lineage: Eukaryota; Metazoa; Arthropoda; Arachnida; Trombidiformes; Tetranychidae. The record is from RefSeq and is a predicted model, not a curated record.
AAGCAUUUGGCAAUACGAAAUGCCUAUUUAAGGGAUGAAGACAUCAAGCAAUUAAUAUUAAUUUUGCCAAAACUAGCACUACUCGAUGUUCGUGCAACUCGCGGAGUCACUCAAGAAGCUGCUGAUCAUGUUCAGGAUUAUUGUAAACAGAAUGGCCGAUCAAUCAAGUUUUAUUUCAAAGCAGAUGACAAACAAAUUGAAUCUGAUUGGCCGCAGAUAUUGAAUCGAUUAGAUAAAGUUUGUCGUGGAUUUGAUUUCAUGGAACAUUGUUUUUUCAGAGAUUUUGAUUUCUUGCCUCAUUUGUUGGACCCGAUAGAUGAUUAAAAAUGCAAAUAAUCCAAUAACAUGAUCUUUUGAAAUGUCAAUCCUUUGCACUUAAUUUUCGUUUUAGCUCCGAGGUGUACGAUAUUGAAAGAAAAGUUGCUAUCUUCAGAAAAUUCACCAUCUUUGCUAACUUUUCACCCCGAUAUUCCGAGCACCCAAAAAAAGUUCUUUAAUCUUGGUGUUAUUGUAAAAACGCACUUUAAAUCUUACAAUUCCAAUAUAAAAUUUUAUUGGGUCUUAUUUAAAAUCAUUUGCACGGCUAAGCCGUUGAGCAUUCAACUGAUUUUUCGACUAAGUCGACCAGCUGUGGUUUCUAAUUCUUAUCAUAGUUGCAACUAGAGAUUGAUAAGAUUAAAGUUGUUUACUCUUACUUGUUAGAGUUACCAUUUUAAAAUUGAUUUAACAAUGUUAAUAAAUGAGCUUCCAGAAGAUUGUUUUGUGGAAAUCUUUGAUUACAUUCAAGAUUUAAAGGAUUUAAUUAACUGCUUUAAAGUUUGCGAAAAAUGGAGUAAUUUGAUUGUUGCUCGGACUAAAAAAGUUAAAUAUUUUAUUGACCGACCAAAUCAUUCGCCUGAUUCUGUUUUUCAACAAUCAGAUGAGCCGAUUGAUGUAGCAUUUUUGAGCGAAUGGUUCCCAAAUUUAAGGAUUUUCGACUUGUCACACCCAUUUUUUGAAAAAACACCAAAGAAAAAUAACGUUGAACUGUCCACAGACGCACCGUUUGACACUAUUGACACGAUGGACUAUAGCACGAUAGCCAGAUUGCUUGCAUAUGGGUUUGACGACUUGGUAUUAUCCCCUGCUCAGGAAAAAUCACCAAUCGAAAAGUUUUUCAGUGGCUCAGAAUCUUUGAAAGGAAUAAUUUGUGGAAAAUAUUUUGAUUUCAAAUUGAUGCCUCAAAAAGAUAACCUCGAAAUGCUAUCUCUCGGAUUUAUUAAUCCAAACAGAAUUGUAAGCAAUGAAACUGUGAAACAAUUGAACCUUUGGGACUCUACGCUAGAUUCAUUCAAAAAAGUGGCCCAUUAUUUUCCAAAUCUUAAAAGGCUGAAAAUUUCUAGUUUUAAAGACAAAAUAGAUUAUUACUCUAAUGGUCCAGUUAUGAAAAAUCUUAAGAUAGUUGAACUGUCUGGGUCUUCUCGUCGUUCGCCUUAUAUAUUUUGCAACUCGUUUGUAUUCAUGGAUUCGUGCCCAGCAUUACAGAGUGCUCAUAUCAAAAUUGAGCGCGGUCCGAUUCUUACCAUUUAUUCAGUAAAAAAUGCAAACUUACAAGAUUUGGUUUUACAAUUAUAUGCACCAGUCAAAUGGAAGAAUCUACCCAGGUGCGUUUCAAAAUACCCAAAUCUGAAGCAUUUGUCAUUACGAAAUUUCUCUUUAAAAGAUGAAGACAUCAAACAAUUGAUAUUAAUUUUGCCAAAAUUAACACUACUUGAUGUUCGUAAAUCUUUUGGAGUCUCUCAAAAAGCUGCUGAUCUAGUUCAGGAUUAUUGUAAGCAGUAUGGCCGGUCAAUCAAGUUUUAUUUCAAAAAAGACGACAAACAAAUUGAAUCUGAUUGGCCGCAGAUAUUGAAUCGACCAGAUAAAAUUUGUCGUGGAUUUGAUUUCAUGGAACAUUGUUUUUUCAAAAGUUUCAACGAUUUGCCUCAUUUUUUGGAUCCAAUAGAUGAUUAGAAAUGAAAAUGAUAACAUAAUUGUCGAUCUUUUUACUUAACUUUUAUGAGAAUAGUUGUGAGGUUCACGAUAUUGAAAAAUUGUUUAGAGCUAUUUACAUGGCCAUUUAAUUGACAUUUCAACUGCGUCGACUAGCUGUAAUACACCCAAACUUUGGAUAAUUUAAAUUUGCUAAAAACUGAAUAAAAUUAUAUGAGUCAAAGUCUUUGGCCCAAAAGUUGA